Helianthus annuus (common sunflower) is the source of this 687-nucleotide messenger RNA. Its product is annotated as probable serine/threonine-protein kinase DDB_G0282963. The transcript has 2 exons. NCBI's taxonomy places the organism in Eukaryota, Viridiplantae, Streptophyta, Magnoliopsida, Asterales, Asteraceae. The record is from RefSeq and is a predicted model, not a curated record. The coding region runs from base 1 to 687 and encodes 228 amino acids.
AUGUCAUUGGAAUGGGGGGUAAGAACUCCAAAGGACGUGCAUGAGGAAGAUGAAACAUCAUCAUUGGAGAAGGAAAAGUGUACUGAUAGUGGGAUUAAUAAAAAAAUAAAUAAAGGGGCAUCAGUUUCGAGUAGUAUGGCGGCUGAUUGUGGUAGCAACAUGGGGACCACAUCUCUUCCCAACAAUAACAAUUACUCAAGAAAUAACAAUUUUGAGGAUAAUAAUAAUAAUAGUGGGGACCCAUGUGACCCCCCCCCCCCACCUGUGCUUCCCACUAAGCCCAACAUUGAGCCCAACUCAGGCACAAAAAAUAAGGAGGACAUUGACUUGAAUAACUCACCGAACUCCCUAUUACAAAGUGUCAAUAAUUCUAGAAGCAAUCUACAGGCCUCUCCACAACAGAAAUUAGGUAAGAAAAAGAAGAAAUACAAUUUUCCUUCAAUGAAGAUGAAGGAUACUCUUUGGCUGGGAAGAAACUCAGAAUCAUCCAAAAACAGAAGCAGGGGAACGACAAGCUGUGAAGAGGUGGGGAGUGCAGAUAUGGAAAAUACGAAUUGUCAGGCAAUUGCAGAAGAGGCGGACUUGACAAUAAAGGUCGGCGAGAAAUUGGGAUUUCGGGUUUCAGGCUGCGAAGAGAAGAUCAAGAAGCAAAUUAGAGGUGCACAGGUGACAAAUCCUCCAAAAUGA